Messenger RNA from Toxotes jaculatrix (banded archerfish), 2694 nucleotides. RefSeq names its product FKBP prolyl isomerase 10b (gene fkbp10b). Bases 179 to 1885 code for a protein of 568 amino acids. Lineage: Eukaryota; Metazoa; Chordata; Actinopteri; Toxotidae. The transcript has 10 exons. Gene Ontology annotation, molecular function: peptidyl-prolyl cis-trans isomerase activity; calcium ion binding. The record is from RefSeq and is a predicted model, not a curated record.
CUGCGCAGCAACCUGGGGACUGUCCACGUUUACAGCCGCUAGACGCCUCUUCCCUGCCCCACAUCUGCAACCUCUGCGUAAAGAGCGCAGACGGCCAUAGACCCUAAAUUAAUUUGUUUUAUUAUUAUCGCUCCAUUGUUUUGAAUCCCUCUAAAUUAUCUGACUUGAUUCUGUAAAGAUGUUUGCCCGCUGCCUUGUCUUUUUCCUCCUCGCUCCCUGGUCUUCCGUGGACUGUAAUCCCAGUCCUGUGUUAGGAGAUGUAGUCGUGGACAGAUACUUCAUUCCCAAAAUGUGUACCAGAGAAGCGAAGGACGGAGACUAUGUUCGUUAUCACUAUAAUGCCACGUUUGUCGACGGGAAAACCUUUGAUUCGAGCCAUCAGAGAGGAGUCGCCAAGGUCGGCCUGAUAGGUGAGGGUCGCCUCAUCGCUGGCAUCGAUAAAGGUCUGCAGGGCAUGUGUGUGAAUGAGCGCAGGACAAUCACCGUCCCGCCUCACCUGGCCUAUGGAAGCACCGGUGCAGGUGACGUGGUUCCUCCUGAUGCCACCCUGGUGUUUGACAUCCAUCUGCUGGAUCUGUGGAACAAAGCCGACCUGGUCGUCACCACGACCAUCAGCACUCCCAGGGACUGCAAACGCUCUGUGAUGCGCACUGACUUUGUGCGUUACCAUUUCAAUGGCACCCUGCUCGACGGCACUGUCUUUGAUUCCAGCUACAUCAGGAAGCAGACCCACGACUCCUUAGUGGGCGAGGGUUGGCUGAUUAAGGGCAUGGAUGAGGGCCUGCUGGGCAUGUGUGUGGGAGAGAUCAGAAAUAUCGUCAUCCCGCCCUUUAAGGCCUACGGAGAGAAGGGAUCAGGUACAGAGAUUCCCUCCCAGGCAACUCUGGUGUUUGACGUCCUGUUGGUGGACAUUCAUAACCCAAAGGAUAACAUCACCAUCGAGAACCAGGUGGUGCCCGAGUCGUGCACUCGCAGGUCUGUCGUCGGAGACUACAUUCGGUACCACUACAAUGGUACCUUCCUGAACGGAGUCACCUUUGACACCAGCUACCAGAGAAACAGCACAUACAACACCUACAUCGGGAUGGGGUAUGUGAUUGCAGGCAUGGACAAGGCCCUGCUGGAAGUCUGCGUUGGGGAGAGGAGGAGGGUCACCAUACCCCCACACCUGGCGUAUGGAGAGCAAGGAGCAGGUGAUGUCAUCCCUCCUUCAGCUGUGCUCGUCUUUGACAUUCACGUCAUCGACUUCCACAACCCCAACGACACGGUGGACAUCCAGAUCACCUUUAGACCCGAAGUGUGUAACGACACCACCGCGGUGAACGACCUCGUCCGCUAUCACUACAACUGCACCCUGCUGGACGGCACGCUGCUCUUUUCCUCACAUGACUACGAGAGCUUCCAGGACGCAGUGCUGGGGUCAGACAAAGUGAUUGACGGGUUGGAUGAGGGUUUGCGUGGCAUGUGUGUGGGAGAGAAGAGGGUGAUAACAGUCCCCCCUCACCUGGGCCACGGAGAAAAAGGAGCCACUGGUGUGCCGAGCAGCGCCGUGUUAGUUUUUGACAUUGAACUGGUGAGCUUUGAGAAGGGAGUGCCCCCUGGUUACCUGUUCGUGUGGCUCGGGGACAGUCCUGCAAACCUGUUUGAGGCCCUGGACAUCAACAAGAACGAAGAGGUUCCACAGGAGGAGUUUGGAGAAUUCAUCAAGCUGCAGGUGGCAGAGGGCAAAGGUCGUAUAAAGCCUGGACUGACCAUGGAGCAGAUUGUUGCAGACAUGUUCCAAAAUCAGGACCGAAAUAAAGACGGCGUGAUCACAGCCAGUGAGCUCAAACUGAAGGUAGAAGAGGACAAGGAAAGGGAACAGGCGAGACACGAGGAGCUGUGAUGAGGACAAAUGUUUUGAUUCCCUCUCAGGGAUACAACCCCAACACCUUAAAAACAAGCAAUGAGAGACUUUUCCUAUACAGCAUCAAAGUUUUAAUAUAGGACCGUUUUUUUUUUUGAGAUGACAAGAAAAUAGUGCAAAAGAUCUUUCUGUGGAGUUUUGUGUUGUAUGAGUGUGUGUGUUUGAUAGUUGUAUUUCAUAAAACCAAACAAGCACCUUUAUUUGUCCCUGAAAGCCACAUUAAUUAAAAUGUUUGUAAGAAAAAAACAUGGUUGAAGUUUUUGUACGACUUGUAUCGCUGCAUAGAAAAUCUGAAAUAACUGCAUCUGAAUUUACAAGAAGAAAGGUGCCCAAGUUUUGUUUUUAAGCUACACAUUAAAAUUCACUAUCUCACACUUUUUUGGUGCAAUGUGCAAGAUUUCUCGAUGUCCACUUUUUUUUAUAGGACUUGGGGAAUGCUAGUGCAUAACACUGAAUUAUCAGCAGUUAGAGUUGUACUGUGAGUUUUAAAAAACUAUGCCACAUACUGGUGGUUAAGAGAUUACAGCCAACACUGAGAAUCUGAAAUAACCUCAAAUAAAUAAACCUUUGGUGCUAAUUGAUGAUAUCUUAUAAAAAUGUUAAAUUGGUUUUGGUUAGGAUAUUUCUGUCACCGGUAUGUGGCAUAUUCAUAACUGAACUGAACUUCUGCAUCCUGCACCAAAAAGUCUGGUAUACUCUGACUUGAACAUGCAGCUUAAAAAAAAAAAACACCAGGAAAAAGCAAUGUUCUUUGUGUCCUAUCAGUCUGUAAUUUAAGGUCAAAUUAG